CAGUUUGUGUCACUAUCAGGAAAUAGACGUGCUUUCAAUUCACACAUUGUUAAUGAAGAUUGUUCGUUAGUCAAAUGAAACCAGUAACUAAAAUGGGUGCUGUAGUUCUGGUGCUAUUUACAAUCGGUGCCUUUAUCAGUCCAGUUAAAUCACUGGACAAUGGUCUCGCGCUCAAACCUACAAUGGGUUGGCUGCAUUGGGAGAGAUUCAUGUGCAAUGUCGACUGUGACACGGACCCCAAUAAUUGCAUCAGUGAGAAUCUCUACAUGCAGAUGGCAGAUGUGAUGGUGACGGAAGGCUGGAAGGAGGCUGGCUACGAGUAUGUCUGCAUCGAUGACUGUUGGCCCAGCCACCAACGUGACACCAAGGGACGCCUUCAGGCAGACCCGAAGCGGUUCCCCAGAGGCAUCAAGAAACUGGCCGACUAUGUUCAUUCCAAGGGUCUCAAGUUGGGGAUCUAUGCUGAUUUGGGAACCUUUACAUGUGGAGGCUUUCCAGGGAGCAUGGGAUACUACGACAUCGACGCUCAGACCUUUGCUGAUUGGGGUGUGGAUCUGCUCAAAUUUGAUGGGUGCUACAUGAAGUGGACUUUACUGGGAGAAGGUUACACAAACAUGUCAAUAGCACUGAACCAAACUGGGAGAAGUAUCCUGUACUCCUGUGAGUGGCCACUGUAUGAGUGGCCACACCAACAGCCAGACUAUGCUGCCAUACGGAAGGCCUGUAACCACUGGCGCAACUUUGCGGAUGUGUAUGACUCCUGGAACAGUGUGAAGACCAUCUUGGACUGGACUGCCGACCAUCAGGAUGUCAUUGUCCCAGCGGCUGGGCCUGGGGGCUGGAAUGACCCUGACAUGCUGGUGAUUGGAAACUUUGGCCUGAGUCACACCCAACAGGAGUCUCAGAUGGCAUUGUGGGCCAUCAUGGCCUCCCCUCUGCUGAUGUCCAAUGACCUGAGAGACAUCUGCCCCCGGUCCAAGCAGCUGCUGCAGAACACAAGGAUCAUCGCCAUCAGUCAGGACCCACUGGGCAGGCAGGGCUAUCGCACCGCCAAGGUGGACAGUUUCGAGGUGUGGGAAAGACACCUGUCUGGUGGCCGGUUGGCUCUGGCAGUGAUGAACAAGCAGGAGAUCGGUGGACCCCGAGGCUUCCCCCUCACCCUGGCCACGCUGCCUAGCUGGAAGAUCUGCCACCCCCAGUGUAAUGUCACCCAGGUCCUGCCCAGCUACAAGGAGCUGGGGGUCCAGACCCUCCUCAGUAAACUUGUGGUGGUGGUCAACCCUUCUGGCACAGCACUGCUGACUGUCACCCCCAUUUAAGUGUGACUUCAACACCCAAUGGCAAUUAUGGAAGGACAUGCCCAAUGUGAACAGUUCUUUAGUAUGGUGUAGCUAGCAGACAAGCAUAUGGGCCCGGUCCCUCACCCAGCACUGAUUGAAAUGCACAGGAUUUAUGAGCACUUUAAUUCACAGCAAGUUACGUUGCUUAUUAUGAUUAUUCUAGAUAGUGUGCUUAUUUGCCAAAGAACCAUGUAUAUGCUCACCUUUUGAAUAGGUUAUUUAGUUGGUGUGCUUCCCUUGAAUUAUUAGCAAUUUUUCAUUAUUUUAAGUGUGGAAUGUGUUAGUAAUUGUCCAUGUUUUGUAUGCUAAUUGAUCUGGUCACAAAAAUAUUGGCUGGAUGGCAGACACCUGAAUGUUCAGAUAUCAAUCAGUAGUACUGUAACAAUUUUUCCUGAUUUGAAAUAACUGUUACUUUGUGACAAUGUUUGGAAAUGUUCACAUUUAAUUAAAGUGGCAAUCUGGAAUUCAAACAAAACCAAAGCUAUCAACCUGCCACUUUUUUGGUAAGCUUCGGGAUGGGGCUGGAAAAACAUUACUUAUUAACUUAAAUUUACGGUAACAUUUCACAACCAGUGUUAUAACAUGGUCAUAACCAUGUCAAUGUCAUAACAGCUUACAUAACUUGCCAAACUGGGAUCAUAACAUUGUCAUGACCCAUAUUUACACCUGUUGUGACAUUGUCAUGGCUGGUUAUGACACUUAAGUGUCAUAACCCACAUUUACUCAAAUGUUUUUCCCUGCCAAGAAGUCCUUUGUAAUUCUUUAGUCACUUUCUUCAUAUUUUAGAAAACACUGACCCUGUGUCACUUUUCUUUGACUAAAAAAAAUGUUUUUUGAAAGUGUCUGACCAUAAUAUAUGCCCUUAUGUCAAGAGGGUGUCUUUGUCCUGCAUUCAUCCCAGUCAUCAGCAAGUGUUGGGGGUCGGUGCAUGUCUGACAAUGUGUGCGCAAUUGCAAUUUAAUUGUCAAUUUUAGAAAAUAAUAGUAUACAUACUAUUGACAAGUAGGCUAUAUGGUGUAAUGGAAUGUUUUGCCUUGUGUGGUAGGUGUCACAACCAGCCAUAAAAUAACUUAUGUGGUAGGUUUACACUUCUGUAGUUGUCUUAACCAGCCAUAAAAUAACUUCUGUGGUAGGUUUACACUUCUGUAGUUGUCUUAACCAGCCAUAAAAUAAUGCAAUGUAUCAAACUUAUGAUGCUGGGUGUCCACAAAUUUCCACAGGCAAGGACUGAUAUCAAAAUGAUGGUUUUAAAGCUUUCUUUACUCUACCCUAGUUAGCAUUGGCUGGCAAAACUGCCAACUUCAUACACAGGAAAAAUUUGUAUCCAUGUGUUCAUCUGACUCAUCUGGUUAAGUAAAACAAGGGCUUUAAUCCCAAAAUCUCACAGUACCCCUUUAACCUUAUUUUGGGUUCUUAUCACUUCAAUAUACGUACACACUAGAUAUGGGACCCCACCAUUUAAAAAUAUUUGAAGUUAUAGAAAUGCAUUUAUAUUACAUUUUUAAAUGUGAGCUAAAGUAUAAUUUGAUAUAAA
Molecule: messenger RNA, 2874 nt
Organism: Oncorhynchus masou masou (cherry salmon)
Lineage: Eukaryota; Metazoa; Chordata; Actinopteri; Salmoniformes; Salmonidae
Gene: gla
Product: galactosidase, alpha
Exons: 7
Coding region: 75-1319 (414 amino acids)
Biological process (GO): oligosaccharide metabolic process; glycoside catabolic process
Cellular component (GO): cytoplasm
Molecular function (GO): alpha-galactosidase activity
Source: RefSeq, a predicted model, not a curated record